Messenger RNA from Chenopodium quinoa (quinoa), 1591 nucleotides. Its product is annotated as UDP-glycosyltransferase 74E2-like. NCBI's taxonomy places the organism in Eukaryota, Viridiplantae, Streptophyta, Magnoliopsida, Caryophyllales, Amaranthaceae. Gene Ontology annotation, molecular function: UDP-glycosyltransferase activity. The transcript has 2 exons. The record is from RefSeq and is a predicted model, not a curated record. Bases 83 to 1480 code for a protein of 465 amino acids.
UCUCAAUACGGAUAGCCUAGUGUCCAACAUUAACCAACAUCCUUCAUAAAUAUAUAGCUAUGUAUGAUAUGACCACUAAACUAUGGUUAAUACAAAACACAAACUCAAAAUUAUGGAAUCCAAAGCAAGUAUGGGUGGAGUGCAUGUUAUAGUAUUCCCUUAUCCAAUUCAAGGUCACAUAAAUCCCAUGCUACAAUUCUCUAAACAACUUGCUUCAAGAGGCCUAUAUGUUACACUAGCUACCACUUCUUCUUUUUCCUCUAAAUUCCAUGACUUAAAAUCAAGCUCAAUCACUAUAGAAACCAUAUCCGAUGGUAGCACCGAGGCCGCAACACCGGGAAAUUUCGAAGAAUACAUGAAAAAGUUUGAUGUUGUUGCACCACGGAGCCUAACUCAACUAGUUGAACAUAAAAUUGGAAUUGGUCAUAACGUUAGGUGCCUUGUGUAUGACUCAGGCAUUCCAUGGGCUUUAGAUAUAGCUGAGAAAUUCGAUAUCGAAGGGGCGUCUUUCUUUACGCAAUCUUGCCUAGUUAGCUUGAUAUUUUAUCAAGUUCAUCAAGGUAUAUUGAGUGUACCAAUUGAAGGUCCAGAAAUUUGUGUUCCUGAGAUGGCUUUUGAUGCACGGGACGUGCCAUCCUUUGUUCGUCGUGUGGGUUUGCAUCCUUGUUUAGAGAAGCUUGUGAUUAAUCAAUUUUCGAAUUGCGGAGAUGCUAAUUGGCGAUUUUUCAACACUUUUGAUGGCCUUGAGAGUAAGGUAGUAGAUUGGAUGGCAAGUCAAUGGCCUGUGAAAACAAUAGGACCAUGCAUUCCUUCAAUGUACUUGGACAAGAGGUUAGCAAAUGAUAAAGACUAUGGUCUUAGUCUUUUCAAAGCCCAAACCGAUGCUUGUAUCCAAUGGCUUGAUGCAAGAGAAACUGCCUCUGUGGUAUACAUAUCAAUGGGUAGUUUGGCUUCCCUUGGAGGUGAACAAAUGGUUGAAAUAGCAAAGGGUUUGGAAAAAUGCAACAAAUAUUUUCUAUGGGUUGUUAGGGCUUUGGAAGUAAGUAAGCUUCCUUUGAAUUUCAAAGAGAAGACAUCAAAUAAAGGUUUGAUUGUCAAUUGGUGCCCUCAACUCGAGGUCUUGGCUCACCAUGCCUUGGGUUGUUUCGUGACACGUUGUGGAUGGAACUCGACAUUAGAGGCUAUUAGUUUAGGAGUUCCAAUGGUUGCAUUCCCACAAUGGACUGAUCAACCUACUAAUGUUAAAUGUAUAGUCGAUUUUUGGAGGACCGGAGUUAGAGUGAGGGUAGAUGAUCAGGGUUUUUUGACUUCUGAUGAAUUAGAGUUUAGCAUUCGAGAGGUUAUGGAAGGAGAGCGGGCAAAAGAGAUUAGAAGUAAUGCAACAAAGUGGAAGCAAUUCACUAAAGAGGCAAUGGAAGAAGGUGGUAGCUCUGAUAGGAAUAUUGAAGAAUUGGUUGCAAAAUUGUUAAGCUACUCAUAGAUUCAAACUUUGUAUGAUGUUUUAUGUAAGAAAGGUCGUAAGAGUUUUGUUUUAUUGAACUUUGUGUGUAUUUAUUUGAAGAUAUGAUUAGCAAUUUUAUCGAACUUUUAA